UCGGAAAAACGGAGUUCAAAUUUCCCAAAUUCUUAGUGAAAUUAAUCAACUAACAUAAUUAUGGCUAAAGCAAAUGUAUCGGAUCCCGUGCCUUUUUUAUAUUUAGAUUUAAUGGCCGAUCUUUUGAUGCAUGAGACGAAGGAAAUAGCAUCGGAAUUCGAAAGAAAAGCAGAGUUUGUAAGGGAACAAGAGGCCGCAGUCCUAGAGAAUGCCAAACUUCUCAUCAAAGUCGAUCAGUUUGUGGGAGAUGUUAAGGCCUGUACAAUGAAACUGGAAAUGGAUCUGGAUGAGAACGAGCAGUUGCUGGCUGAAGCGGAGAAGGCAGCCUCCAAAUUAGAGAGAUCCUGUUCAACGUUCCCAGCCAACAGUUGCCGCAUAGAGCCCUUGACGCGUCACACCUACUUGGAUCUGUUGAAGAAAGUCGAGUCCGCAAAGAAAAUGAGCGAAGAGUGCAACAUCCUCAGAGCAGAUUUCGAUGCCUUUGGCAAAGAGACAGCCGAGCGCUUGGCUCCUGCAAAUGUGAUUGGCCAACUUAUAGACUAUCACAACAAAGCUUUGACCACCUUGGAGGAGCAGAUCGAAGAGUUGGAGGGCAAGGUCGGAGCUAUUGCCACCGAAUACGAGGAGAUUACUGAAGAUCUGGGCAUCAGCAGCUUGUCCAAAACAUGCACAUGCGAAAUGGCCAAAGAGGUUCUAGCCAAAGAUUUCUGUAAUGAUCAUAUUUUGAAAAACAACCGAUAACAUAAUGGAUUCAUAUGAAUACUAUUCACAAUGUAAAUGCAAACGUUUAAAACUGAAA
Molecule: messenger RNA, 799 nt
Organism: Drosophila persimilis
Lineage: Eukaryota; Metazoa; Arthropoda; Insecta; Diptera; Drosophilidae
Exons: 3
Coding region: 61-741 (226 amino acids)
Source: RefSeq, a predicted model, not a curated record